Molecule: messenger RNA, 604 nt
Organism: Prorocentrum cordatum
Lineage: Eukaryota; Dinophyceae; Prorocentrales; Prorocentraceae
Source: the annotation of a GenBank genome assembly
GGCGUCUUCCCAGGGCCCCAAGGCCAGCGUCGUCAUCUUCAUGUCGGACCACCCGAGCCUCAAGGGAGGAAAGGGUGCCACCGCGAGGUUCCGCGCGUACGUGGAGAUGGGGUCCGACGCGGCGGGGCGGUUCUGCCCGGACGAGGUCAGGGGGCAACAGGGCAGCCCGCCAGCAGAGCAGCACAGUGCAAGGCGGCAGCAGCAGCGGGAGCAGGGGCUCAGAGGGCACGCUGAACGCGUGCUACAACCGGAUCGCUGGCCCGGCCGGCAGGGGCGAGGUGCUCACGAACUUCUCCCCCGAGCAGGCGGAGAAGGCCGCGGAGCAACUCCGCAAGGCAGGCUUCGUCGUCGAGGUGGAGAUGGCACAGGGCGGCCCUCCAGCCAGGUCACCGCCCCCCGCCGGCGCCAAGGCGGCCAGCACUUCCGGCGGCGUGCGCGACCUCCUCCUGGGCAAUUGACACCCGAUGAAUGGGCGCCGCGCGGGCGCGGCCGCGCGCGGCGGCGGGGCGUGGCCGCAGCCGCUCGGCGUCGGGGCUUCCCGCCUACAGCGCGGCGCUGCGGCAGCAGUGCUGGCUCCCUCCUUCCAUCCUCCAGCUCUUCCUCC